Messenger RNA from Triticum aestivum (bread wheat), 737 nucleotides. RefSeq lists its product as uncharacterized. The transcript has 2 exons. The record is from RefSeq and is a predicted model, not a curated record. Bases 86 to 409 code for a protein of 107 amino acids. Lineage: Eukaryota; Viridiplantae; Streptophyta; Magnoliopsida; Poales; Poaceae.
GUUGCUUCUGUGCGUCAACGAUGCCAAUGUUGCACCGAGUCAUCCACCUGGUGGUGCAUUAUCUGAGAGGACUCUUAGGAGCACGAUGGAGAAGUUCAAGAAGCGGUUCUAUAAGAUGGCAGUUAUGCUUUCUUGCCAUGGUGCUCAGUCCAGUGACGUGUAUGCACCUGGUAGCCGCGCCGCCAGAGCUAAUAAACGGCAUUAUGUCCAGAAUGAAGAGGACAUAGAGGAGGAGGUCAAUGAAGAGGAGCCAGCACAUCAAGAGGAGCCAACACAUCAUGAUGAGCAUGAGUAUGAUGCAACACAUCAAGAGGAUCAUGAGUAUGAUGUUGAUGCUCCACAACCAUCACAGGUUACACAACUGACACAAGGCAAUGCCCGCUCUAAAAAAAGGCAAAGCAAUAGCUAAGACACCGGGCCAGAAAGGUAGAAAGAAGAUAUGGAACACUCAAUUCCGUAGUCCGGAGUAUGCUCAUCAAUUUAUGCCUACGGGAAUGCAAAGAUAUAAGUCCAACAAUGAUGCGGAGGCGGAGGAGGCUAGCAAGAGGAGGAGCAUGAGGCUAGCGAAGAGGAGGAGCAUACACUUGCAGAUAUCGUGAAGAGAGGAAGGAAGAAGUGAGCUUGUUGUAGUUUGUUUCAAUGAGCUUAUUCUAGUUUGUUUCGAUGAACUUGGUGUAUUCUCUUUCCAUGAACUUGUUGUCGUUUCUUUCCAUGAACUUGUUGCCGUUCGAAUUAAG